AUGACUACCGGCUCGAAGCCUCAACCCGCAGCUUCCAACAGCCGCGAAGCUAAAACCAUCCAACACCAACACAGGAUCCCAGAUGCUCAACGAGCAGCAAUCUCUUCUCCCGAUCUAGCAUGGUCACAUAGCAAUGAUCUAUCCAACGAUUUCCGCUCAGAUAGUUACACAAAGCCUACACUGCCAAUGUUAGAGGACUAUAUGGCCAGCUUGGUAGGCCGCGAAGCCUCUCUUCUUGUGGCCUCGGGCACCUUGGAAAAUCCGGAAUGGGGCAGCGCGUCGUAUCUUACCGGCAUUACCACCAGACAGGCCAUUCCCUCUAAUGGCUACCAUAUUACAUUGGACGACGUCAAGCGGGAGAGUACACUGGGGGAGUCGAUAUAUGAGGUCCCUAUCAGAAUCAUCAGCCUGGAAAACACCCUCAACGGGACCAUACCUCUCUCGGACAUUCGCGCCAUUGCUCCAUGGGCGCGCGGCCGAUCCCCAUCAAUCCAUGCGCACUUGGAUGGCGCUCCUCUCUGGGAAGCAGUCGCCAGGGGAGCUAUCACGCUGCAUGCGAUUGGGGACUGUUUUGACAGCAUCCAACUAUGCUUCACCAAAGGGGUCGGAGCACCUCUUGGCGGCAUUGUAACCGGGAGCUCCGUCUAUAUCGAGCGGGCCGAGUGGGGUCGCAAAUCUCUCGGGGGUGGAAUUCGAGCAACUAAGAUCAUCGCUGCAUCCGCAAGAGUAGCCGUGGACGAUGUUUUCUUUGUUGGAAACUUGCAAGCAGGCCAGGAGAAGGCUAAAGGCGAAUAUUGUCUGGCUUAUCCUCGAGGCGUCCGGCCUAAAGCAUGA
Messenger RNA from Aspergillus alliaceus, 834 nucleotides. Its product is annotated as pyridoxal phosphate-dependent transferase. Gene Ontology annotation, molecular function: L-allo-threonine aldolase activity. Lineage: Eukaryota; Fungi; Ascomycota; Eurotiomycetes; Eurotiales; Aspergillaceae. Gene Ontology annotation, biological process: glycine biosynthetic process; L-threonine catabolic process. The coding region runs from base 1 to 834 and encodes 277 amino acids. The record is from RefSeq and is a predicted model, not a curated record. The transcript is spliced from 3 exons. Gene Ontology annotation, cellular component: cytosol.